This is a messenger RNA of Staurois parvus, 306 nucleotides long. Lineage: Eukaryota; Metazoa; Chordata; Amphibia; Anura; Ranidae. The record is from the annotation of a GenBank genome assembly.
GUUUCAAUAAUUGCAAGUAGGUUAGAGGAGUUUAUGAUAAAAAGGUCAUGGACAGAGGUGAGUUUGUUACAUACAGAGCGGGCACAGGAAAAGGGGAUGCUGGUUCUAGGAAGAAGAGGAAUAGUAACCAGAUUGGGGUGCCAGGUGUGUUGGUCAAAGGAAAAAGAUGGCGGCCUAGGAUUUGGGGAAAUGUCUCCAGAUGUUAGAAGCAGAAGGGUGAGAGAGGUAAUAUAGGAAUAUGACUUUUAUGGAGGGACAGGUGCCAGUGUCCUGGAGGUUUUAUUAGUAUGUGGGUUCAGAAUUAGC